Messenger RNA from Menidia menidia (Atlantic silverside), 1783 nucleotides. NCBI's taxonomy places the organism in Eukaryota, Metazoa, Chordata, Actinopteri, Atheriniformes, Atherinopsidae. The record is from the annotation of a GenBank genome assembly.
CAAGAAUCACUUGAGUGCGUUCUUGUACACAGCUGAACAUUCACAGCGAAGUCCUGUAAAUCUAUCCGUUUGCUUUUAAAGUUUUUGAUUCCUCUUAAAACCGCGCUAAACUCCUGUAACUGAAAAUGCUGCCUGCUACUUUUAAGCUGUGUGCCGGCAUCUCCUAUCGGCAUAUGAGGAAUAUGACAGGUUUGAGAAAGAAUGCCAUGGUGGCUAUUCACCAUGAGCUCAACCGGCUGGCAGGUCCUGGCCCCAGCCACUGGAUCAGCCAAGUCCGUCGACGGAGCUCCCUUCUCAGUUCCCGAAUUGAGGAAGAGGAUGGAUACAAUGAGGAGGAGAUGUCUUAUGUGAAACAAGGUGAGAAUGCGCUCCAGAAGGCCAUCACCAUCCUGAGCGAGCAGGACGGAUGGACUGUAGAAACAGUCGCUGCAAAUGGAGAUAAGGUCCUGAGUAAGGUUCUGCCCGACAUUGGGAAAGUCUUUAAAUUGGAAGUGGUGCUAGAACAGCAUCCUGAAAACCUGUAUGAAGAGCUAGUGGAAAAUAUGGAGCAAAUGGGGGAAUGGAACCCUAACGUCAAACAGGUCAAAAUUCUUCAAAAGAUUGGCCAGGACACGAUGAUUACCCAUGAGGAAUCUGCAGAGACACCUGGAAAUGUGGUGGGACCACGGGACUUUGUCAGCGUCCGCUGUGCCAAACGCAGAGGUUCCACCUGCUUCCUGGCUGGGAUGUCCACUCAGCACCCAAAAAUGCCCGAGCAGAAGGGUGUCAUCAGGGCAGAGAACGGGCCUACCUGUAUAGUGAUGAAACCCUGUGCUGAGGACCCAAAUAAGACCAAGUUUACCUGGUUACUGAGUAUAGAUUUAAAGGGCUGGAUCCCAAAGACAAUAAUCAACAAAGUGCUCUCACAGACUCAGGUGGACUUCGCCAACCACCUCAGGCACAGGAUGGCUAGUAAUGUUUCAAUGGAGAUGGCACAUGCCUGCUGACACAAUACACCUUGAGCUUUGGCACAAUAUGCACAACAGUGUCAGAGGAGCAGCUCCAUCAUCACACAACCCACUAAAAUCUGCUUAACAUUUAGCAAGGAAUAAGGAAAUCCAUAUGGCUUUAGGGAGAUCAAAAGAAAUAAUUGUAACUUUUUUUGAAAAUUCUUGAUGUUAAGGGAGUGGUAACAUUUGUAACAUUGGAAGACUCUGAUUUACAAAAAGACCCCUUUACUUUUAAGAAAAGUUCAACAAAAGACAAAACAUGGAAUUUGCACCACAUAAUUGUAGUCCUCAAUUGUGUCACCACUAUUUGCACUGUACAGCUUAAUAUAAACAAGAAGCUUAAAAUGAUUAUCCUGAAUGUCUCCAGUAUAUCAUCACAUGGACAAAAUCUCGGUAAAGGCUUAGUUUAGCCUGUGGCGUGCAAAAUGAAUAAGGCCUGCUGACAGAUUUAUCUUUAAUUUGUUGUUUCUGAUCACAAAGAUUUGCCCACAUUAAGCUGAUCACACGCCUCGCUGAUGCCCCCUGCUGGUGAAGCACCUGUAACUGACAGAAGGAGCUAAACGGGGACAUUCACUACAAUGAAAAUGAGUACAGUGUUUUCUUUUGACAACACUCUAAAAAGGGUAUGUUCCUCUGCUAUGAAAUUGCACUUUUAUUUGUGUUUUAUUUAUUGACAGUGCAUAGAUGCAUUGCAUUACAGUGACAUGAAUCACAAUGGUGUCGUGAUGCUUGUAUUAUGCAGAGAAUCAGUAAAAUGUCCUUUACUGAUGCUUGAUAACAUGAAUAAAAUCCCA